Dovyalis caffra is the source of this 198-nucleotide messenger RNA. NCBI's taxonomy places the organism in Eukaryota, Viridiplantae, Streptophyta, Magnoliopsida, Malpighiales, Salicaceae. The record is from the annotation of a GenBank genome assembly.
AUGGCUUGGUCUGAAUAUUUGCCGAGAUCAGUUUUCCCUGAGAAAACGACAAAGGCUCUUGAAACCGAUGAACUUGGAGACAAUUGGUACCCAGCUCAUGAAGGAGGAUUUGUUCACACCAAUAGCCUUCUUGCAAAGCGGGAACUCAAGGAUGUUUUGUUAUCUCCACUGCACAAAAUGGUUUUGGAAACUCUCUAG